AUGCCCCACAGCGUGCCAGAGCGUCACGAGUGGCACAGGGACAGCCAAGAGGCAUUCGGGCGGUGUAUUCCCGGCCCUCAGCAGACGAGCGCAGCGGCCUGGAGGUGCUGUCCUCCCAAACCGAGCCCACACGCAGGCAUGCAGGCGCCCAGGCAGCUGGCUGCAGCUGGCUACAGAAGACAGCCCUUGGGGAAAGGAGCAAGUAGGCUGAUGGACCCAAAGGAGUUCCUGGACCUCCCCCUCGGGGUCAAGAUCUCUGUGCCACCCAACUCCAAGCCUGUCUUUGUCAGGACAAAGCUGGGGGAAAAGCUCCACCGGCCCUCUGGCUAUUUCGACUUGGGCGAUCCCUACUGUCGCCUGCUGCCCACCGAGUACAACAGCCUGCACGACCCAUAUCUGCGGGACUACCACAGCCGCAAAGACAACAUGGAGAGGCUGAAAACCCUGGGACAUGUCACCAGCAACGGCAAGGUGACUUGCACUCUGACAGAGUUCAAUCAGUACCGGCAGUAUCUGACCACUCACAAGCUGGAGGCAGAGAAGGUGUCCAGGAGGGAAGAGGAAAGGCUCGGUCAAGAAGCGGACAAAGGGAAGGAUGCUGUCAAACUGCCGGCAGUGGUGGGCACUCCUUGCCUACCGCAUCCACGGAAGCCAGCUUGCCCACCUCCAGCCAAGAGCACAAAGACCAAGGUGGUGCUGGAGCGAGACAGAGGAGCAAAAUCAGCUUUGGAGCAGCCACCGGCUGGAGGACUCCCCCAAGUGGGAAAAUCAGAGAGGGAGAGGUCAGGGCGGAGAGCAGAUUCCUCCCAGACCUCCCGUGUGCAACGUGAGGCUCCUUCUCGGUUUGGAGGAGCCCCAGGAAGCGACUAUUUGGAAAUUCUGGGGCUUCCCAGGGACAACCUCAGCAAGAGGCAGCUGUGCCCAUCCCAGACACCGUCCCCAGAGGAAAGCACUGCUGACAUGCGGCGGCUGAGUCGUGCACUUGCCAAGGAGACCAUCUCCCAAGUUCAGCAGCAGCAUGCACAGCCGACUUGGGGUGCCAGAGACGCACCCCGUGAUACUGGCGCGCCAGAGAGAGAAAUGAAGGCGAAGGCGACAGCCUUAGCAAGCGCUCUGGCUGCCAGGACCACGGCAAGUCAGAUCUCUGACACUGUGUUAGAUCUGAUCUGCCAUGCUGCGCCCGCACUGUCCCCGGAGAUGAGAGCUGUCCGAAGGCAAGCUGUGAGGCUGCCCCCACUCGGAGGUGGCAAGCAGAGCUGUGCCUCUGAGGACACUCUUCCCUUGACGCGCCCACGGGUUUCCAGACAGCCGGUCCCUCCAGCGAGCCCCAAGCCCCCCACCGAGGGAGGACGGCGCAGGCCUGUGCACCUAAGGCCUGCCUAAGGGCAGCAGCCGCAGCAGCCGCCUGACGAACUGCAGCGUCCGUCGUGGAGCCUGUGCGAGAGGUGUAGGAGGCUCUGCUCCACCUGCCGGGAAACACUUUGCACACAGUAUCCAAGGACCGGAUUGCUUGCAUGGACCUGCCUCCAGCGAGGACAAAAGACUUGGGCUCUCUGCCAGCCUAAACCGUCUGGAGCUGUCGGGAGGGCUGCAGAGUGACACUGCAUCAUGGACCUCUUUUCUUAUCC
Molecule: messenger RNA, 1628 nt
Organism: Pogoniulus pusillus (Red-fronted tinkerbird)
Lineage: Eukaryota; Metazoa; Chordata; Aves; Piciformes; Lybiidae
Gene: FSIP2
Product: fibrous sheath interacting protein 2
Exons: 5
Coding region: 1-1383 (460 amino acids)
Source: RefSeq, a predicted model, not a curated record